This is a messenger RNA of Clunio marinus, 2096 nucleotides long. NCBI's taxonomy places the organism in Eukaryota, Metazoa, Arthropoda, Insecta, Diptera, Chironomidae. The record is from the annotation of a GenBank genome assembly.
AAUCAACGCGUUAAGACGCACCUGAUCAUAAUUGUUAUAAGCUAUAAAAAAUCGUUUUUAAGGAGUUUUAUUGAAUACUUCAAGCAAUAGUAAAUAGGAUAAUUGAAUUUCAAAAAACAUUUUGUGUGGAUUCCGGAUAUAAAAAAUUCUAACGUCAUAACAAAAUAUAAAGAAACGCUAUAAAAUUCAAUUUGUGCUAAUUUAAUAAUUUUAUUUUCAACUGUCUACUCGUGGAUACAUAAAAAAUAAUCAGAAGCAACAUGAGUGAUGCCAGUACAAAAAGUGUGAAUUUUGAUACAAAUAUGCCGAAAAAUUUGGAUCAAAAGCUGAUAAGAAAUGUGCAAAGUGUCAUACCGAAAAGAAGACAACAAUUGUUACAAUGGGAUGGCUGGGGUUACAAAGAUUCUGGAUUUUAUACAGUGGCUGAAAAAGUUUAUUUUUCUGGUGAUAGAUAUCCAAUAUCUGCCAAGGCUCCAUUAGUAGCAUUCAGGGAAUGGGUGAGAACGAAUUUCGGUAUUGAAAUAGUUGAUGAUUCGACAAAGUCAAAGAUGCCGACUAAAUUUCCUGACCCAAUCAUCAAUGAAGAAUUCUUUGAAGGGAUAAAAAAAUAUAGAAUUGAUCAUUCUAUUCAUGGUGAAGAUCGUUUGUUCCGUUGUCAUGGUCAAACACUAGCUGAUAUCCACAACCUCAGAAAUGGAAAGUUUACUCGAAUUCCUGACAUUGUUUUAUGGCCCGUUAAUCAUGAUGAAGUUGUAAAUAUUGUGAAACUUGCCAAUGAAGCAAAUGUUAUUUUAAUACCUUUUGGUGGUGGAACAAACGUUACUGGAGCUGUUACAUGUCCGCAAGAUGAAUAUGAAAGAUGUAUCGUAAUUUUAGAUACAUCACAAAUGAAUAGAAUGCUGUGGUUAGAUAAAGAAAACCUUUUAGCAUGUUUUGAGUCAGGCAUCGUAGGUCAAGAUUUGGAAAGAGUACUUAAUAAAGAAGGUUUAACAAUGGGACAUGAACCAGACAGCUAUGAAUUUUCGACAUUGGGUGGUUGGGUUGCAACUCGAGCAUCGGGAAUGAAGAAGAAUGUUUAUGGAAACAUCGAAGAUUUGGUGGUGCGUGUAAAGAUGGUGACAAGCAAAGGAGUUCUUGAGCGAAAUAUUUCAGCACCGCGAGUUAGUUGUGGACCUGAUUUCAAUCAAAUUAUUUUGGGAAGUGAAGGAACCUUGGGUGUUGUAACAGAAGUGAUGGUUAAAGUCCGUCCAUUACCACCUGUUAAAAGAUAUGGUUCACUUGUUUUCCCAGACUUAUCGUCUGGAAUAAAAUGUCUUAGGGAAAUCGCUAAAAGACGUUGUCAACCUGCAAGCAUUCGUUUAAUGGACAACGAACAAUUUGCUUUUGGUCAGGCACUGAAAACUGAAGGCGGAUUCUUCUCACAUAUAGGCGAGAAAUUGAAAAAAUUUGCGUUGACGACAAUUAAAGGCUUUGACUUAGAAAAGCUGACAGUUGCGACUUUGCUUUUUGAAGGUGAGAAAGAAGAUGUCGACAGACAAGAAAAGCUUAUCUUUGAAAUUGCUGGUAGACAUGGAGGUUUCUCAGCAGGCGCAACAAAUGGUCAGAAAGGCUACGUGCUUACAUUUGUGAUCGCUUAUAUUCGCGACCUUGCGCUUGAUUACGGAAUCGUUGCGGAGUCGUUUGAAACUUCUGUACCUUGGGAUAAAUGUGAAAAACUUUGUUACAACGUUAAAGCAGUUGUAAAUGAAGAAUGUAUCAAACGUGGAAUCCGAUUCUUCUUGAUCAGCUGUAGAGUCACACAAACAUAUGAUGCCGGUGCGUGUGUUUACUUUUACUUCGGUUUUCGUCACAACUUAAAAGAUGAUCCCGUUCAUACAUACGAAGAAAUUGAAAAUAAAGCGCGAGGUUCAAUAUCACAUCACCAUGGUGUCGGUAAGAUUCGCGCCAAAUGGUAUAAACAAAGCGUUUCAAAUCUUGGUGUGAGUCUUUACAAGUCAGCAAAAAUCGAACUUGACCCAAAGAACGUUUUUGCAAAUCGAAAUUUACUGGAACCAGAGGAUGAGGUUGACUUCAAACAAAUUUCUGCAAAAUUAUAA